This is a messenger RNA of Humulus lupulus (European hop), 1671 nucleotides long. RefSeq lists its product as uncharacterized. The coding region runs from base 1 to 1671 and encodes 556 amino acids. Lineage: Eukaryota; Viridiplantae; Streptophyta; Magnoliopsida; Rosales; Cannabaceae. The record is from RefSeq and is a predicted model, not a curated record. The transcript is spliced from 6 exons.
AUGAUUGAGGUUUCUAUUUCUCAACCAUUCCCUAGCAUUAUAAGUUUUAUCAAUGAGAAGGAUUGCCAGAUGGAUGUGAUGGUGCACUAUGAAUGGAAGUCGAUUGUUUGUUCACAAUGCAAUGGGUUGGGACAUGAGACUACUUUGUGUAAGAAGCAAUCUGGGCCUAAGGUUUGGAUACCCAAAGAUCAAGGGAAGUGCAUUCAUUGUUGGGUGGUACCCAGAAAUGGUUUGAGGGGUUUUUUUUGUACCUUUGUUUAUGCAUUUAAUGAAGAGGAGCGUAGGAGGGAUUUAUGGAAACAAAUUAGAGAUCUAAAGACUAAGGAGCCGUGGAUUUUACUACGCGAUUUCAAUGCCACCAUUAAUCAGGAUGAGCGGAUUGGUGAAAGGUCUCCACCUGAUAGAAUUGUUGCAAAACUUGAUAGAGUGCUUGGUAAUCCAGCUUGGUUGGAAAGGUUUCCGAAUGCGAAUGCUUGUUUUUUGCCAGAAGGUGUAUUUGACCAUUCCCCAGUUGUUGUUUCUCUGAGUAAGACUAUGGAAUUAGGGAAGAAGCCAUUUUGUUAUUUCAAAAUGUGGCAAAGGUUUUCGGGUUAUCAGCAUUGUGUUAGGGAGGCUUGGCAAAAUCCGGUUCAUGGCACUCCUAUGUAUAGAGUAAUGACUAAACUCAAGCGAGUAAAGGUGUCUUUGAAACAAUUGAAUAAUUGUUUAGUCGGAGAUAUUGGUGCUGCUUACCUUCAUUCUGAACAAUUAUUGCAACAAAUUCAGCAGCAAGUUAAUGAUGAUCCUCAUAAUUCUCAGCUUAUCACUGAGGAGUUGCGAUGCAGGCAGGGGCAUACUAAGCUUAAGGAUGCUUAUCUAGAGUUUCUGGGUCAAAAGCCUUUUGAGAAGGAAGAAGUUAAGACUGUCAUUUUUGAGAUCCUUGGUGAGAAAGCUCCAGACCCGGAUGGUUUCAGUAGUUAUUUCAUUCAACAUCAUUGGGAUUUAAUUGGUGAGGAGAUGGAUAUUCAGAAAGCUUAUGACACUGUCAAAUGGGAUUUCCUUGAAGAAAUGCGUGUGGCUUUUCGAUUUCCUCAUCAUUUUAUUCAAUUGAUCAUGAUUUGUGUAAGAUCUCCUAAGUUUUCAAUCAUGCUAAAUGGGUCUUUACAUGCUAAUUUCAACAAGUCUGAGUUCAUUAGCAGUGGUAUUUCAGAUGAGGAGAUCCAAAGAAUGCCCUUGGUGUCCAAGUUGAAGAGAGGUAAUCUUCCUUUUCGAUAUCUUGGCAUCCCUAUUAAUGCGAAGAGAAUUUCCUCUUGUGAUUGUGAAAGUAUAGUUGAUAAAAUGGUGGCUAGAAUUAGGCACUGGAACUGGAAAUCUUUAUCCUUUGCUGGGAGACUUACCCUUAUAAAUUAUGUGUUGGUAUCUUUGCACACUUAUUGGGCUCAAAUUGUUGUGCUUCCGAAGAGAGUAUUCAGUAGAAUUAAUGAGAUUUGUAGAGCCUUUUUAUGGAAGGGAGUGACUGAUUAUGGAGGUCCGGGUAGUGUAGCUUGGGAAGAAGUGUGUAAAUGCAAGAAAGAAGGGGGUUUAGGCAUUAGAAAUAUUGAAAUUUGGAAUAUUGCAGCUUUAGGUAAACUUGUUUGGGCUAUAGCCACAAAUAAGGAGAACUUGUGGAUUAAAUGGAUUCAUUCGGUUUAA